AUGGAAAGAUUGAUGCAGCUAAAUCAAAAAAAAAAAAAAAAACCCCCAAACCAAAAAAACCCAGUGGUCACCCAUCAACCAGGUGCAGGCGGCUAUGGGACAAAUGUCCAAACAGGAGAGUGGAGCACGGGCCUGUGCUCCUGCUGCAGUGACUUGUUUGUCUGUGCUCUUGGUUGCUGCUGUCCACUUGCAUUGAGCUGCUACACAGCAAAUAAGUAUGGAGAAAACUGCUGUUUGGGUUGUGUGCCAGGAGGUUCAACAGCUAUUAGGACUCACAUGAGACUGACUUAUGGUAUUCAGGGAACCAUAACAAAUGAUGCCUUGAUGACCUUUUUCUGCGGAUUGUGUGAGAUGUGCAGGAUGGCGCGAGAAAUACGCAUCAGAAAUGGAGACAUUUCAUCUUAAGAAGGCAUAAAGGAUUCUGGUCCACAGUAUUUUCUGUUUGUUGAUGAUGUCCAGCUAUUGUGGAAGGAAUUUGUUAAUUCUUGUAGCAGGCCUAGCUUUCGUGCAUGCAACAAAGAAUGAGCAGCUUAUUAAUUAUGCAAUUCAGUGUAUUACAUGUUAUAUUUUACCUGUAACCUUGUAUGUACCAGUCUAACUGUUUGACAGUGUUAGUACUAUCUGCAUUACUGUAAAUAAACUGCAUUUUUCACACUCACAACAUGAUUAAUUACAUUUAAGAAUGAGCAGCUUAUUAAUUAUGCAAUUCAGUGUAUUAAAUGUUAUAUUUUACCAGUAACCUUAUAUGUACCAGUCUGUUUGACAGUGUUAGUACUAUCUGCAUUACUGUAAAUAAACUGCAUUUUUCACACUCACAACAUGAUUAAUUACAUUUAAGCAUGAACCAUUUUGUACAACAUUGUCAAUAAAAAAAUAGAUUGUUUAA
Perca fluviatilis (European perch) is the source of this 886-nucleotide messenger RNA. Its product is annotated as cornifelin-like. Bases 1 to 405 code for a protein of 134 amino acids. The transcript has 4 exons. Lineage: Eukaryota; Metazoa; Chordata; Actinopteri; Perciformes; Percidae. The record is from RefSeq and is a predicted model, not a curated record. Gene Ontology annotation, cellular component: cornified envelope.